Molecule: messenger RNA, 873 nt
Organism: Pocillopora meandrina
Lineage: Eukaryota; Metazoa; Cnidaria; Anthozoa; Scleractinia; Pocilloporidae
Source: the annotation of a GenBank genome assembly
AUGCCUCAUUUCAAAGAAGAAAAGAAGAUGGCGUCGUUGAAAGUGUUUGGUGGUAAUGGAACUGAAGAAGGUAAAUUUCGGUACCCAAAUGGCAUGGCAGUCAGUAACAAAGGCGAAAUUGCCGUUAUAGAUACGUGUAAUCACCGUGUCCAACUAUUCAAGUCUGAUGGCGAGUUUUUGAGUUCGUUUGGUGCCCAAGGAGUUACCGAUGCUUACAUGAAUUUCCCAUACUGUGCUACCUUCGAUACUGACGGAAAUAUCAUCGUCACUGACUCGGACAAUCACAGAGUGGUAGUGUUCUCAUCAGCCGGCGAACUAAUACGGGUUAUCGCUAGCGAAAACCUCAGAAAUCCCUGGGGUGUUUGUAUCGCAGGCGAUGGCAAUAUCGCGGUUUGUAGUGGCGGCGAAAAGGGAGAAGUUCAAGUAUACUCGCCAGAGGGUACACUACUAAAGCAGUUUAGCGAUCCAAAAACGAAUAAUCGUCCAUCCUACGUCACCUACAGUCACGAAAAGUACUUUGUGUCUUACAGUGACGAUCAGUGUGUGAAAGUGUUCGACAGUCAAGGAAAUUUCCUGUUUGACAUCGGCGAAUCUGGGUUUUGCGACGGGCAGUUCAACAGACCGCGUGGACUGGCAGUCGAUCAACAUGAUCAGUUGUUGGUAUGUGACGGAUGGAAUAAUCGGAUACAAGUUUUCAGUUUGGAUGGCUCGUUCCUCACGAAGUUUGGAAGUCGCGGCAAAGGAGCUGGACAGUUCAUUUUCCCUAUCGACCUAUCGAUCACCCCAGAUGGACAAAUUUUAGUCUGUGAAGUCAAAGGAGAGCGUGUUCAGGUUUUUCAAGGAUUAGAUAAUCACCAAUGUAAAGACCAAUAA